GUUUUGCGGCUACAGACGAAUAUCAAACGUUCAGGAAUACUUCAAACGAAGUAGUUUGCUUCGCGGUGGCGACUUGGACGCCGCUAAUCACGUUUACUGCGUGAGAGAAGAACUCGACAGUGCCGUCGGUCCGUCGGAAAUCUUAGGAAAAUGCGUCGCACAAAUGAAGAGCGUGGAGUACGAAGUGCGUUUAGAGUUAUCAGCGCACGAAAGAAAAAUUGUGCAAGCUUAUUGCACCUGCAAGGCUGGAUGUCGAGGCUGGUGGAAGCACGGCGCGGCGCUGGCCCUGUAUGUCAACAACCACCAACACACGUCGUGUACUGACCUGCCGUGUGCUUGGCAGAAGCCAUCGACCCGCCCAACGCUUGACACAAAGAAGUCCAUCAGUGAACUAUUCCCGAGUCGUCCCAUCAUAAAGCCAAUCCUGAGGCCCCUCAGCCCGACAGUGGUGCACAGCCAGUUUCCCGACGUGAACUGCGCGUUGAGGCAUGUCAUCAAUUUUGAAGAGAGUUGUGCGAUUGAGGCACCUGAUGCUGUUGUCGCCGUUGCUGCCAAGCAAGUUGACGAGUCGCACAGCGACCUUGUAAAAAACAUAUUUAAUAAUGUGCGGCAGCUUCACCAUAACUUUGAAGUUUCAACCACAUUACCUCUGAGGCUCACAAAGUGUGACAUGUUGUCCACGCUCUCAGGAAAGAAGAAAUGCUUUUAUCAGAGUGUGGUAAGCAAAAGCAUGGAUGAGGUUGUUGAAAUUGCUUUAGCAACAAGGCGGCAAGCAUCAGUGACAAGGUUUGUUGUCAUAUUAUAUUAUUAUUGUAUCCACUUGUGUUUCUUGUGUUUCCUCUUAUUGAUGAGCAUAUCUAAUCACAGAUGGCACACAGAACGCCGUCUGCGGAUAACAAGCAGCAGUGCACACCGCAUCAAAACCAGGCUCAACAACUAUGAAACUCUGGCAAGUUCCCUCGUGAGGCCAAAGUUCUUCUCAUCUGCUGCAACUUCUUAUGGAAAACAAAUGGAAACUGAAGCCAGAGCAGAGCUGUCCACAGCACUUGGCGCUGUCAUCCAUGAAGUUGGCCUUUUCAUCCACCCGGAGCAACCCUGGCUAUGCUGCAGCCCAGAUGGCAUUCUGGAUUCAGAUGGCAGAAUGUAUCUGGUCGAGAUAAAGUGCCCAUUUUCUUUAAAGGAUAAGAAACUUAUCGACCAUGAACACGAAGAAAGCUUCGUGCCAUACAUACACUAUGUGAAUGGCCAACUUCGUCUGAAGAAGACGCAUCAGUAUUAUUCUCAGAUGAUGAUUAUGCUGUACAUUUUAGGUAUCGGAGAAGCGUUUCUUUAUAUUUAUUCAUCACAGCAAAGCAUCACUGUAUGUGUACAGCGCGAUGAAGCAUUCCUCGCAGAAUAUGUGCCCAAACUUGAGACCUUUUAUUUUAAACAUUUCUUAAGUGAGAUAGUUAAGCACACUUGAAAGCAUUCUCAUUUUUUUGCUUCUUUUAUGUACAAUGUGAUGCACCAGUGAUAUUGCUCUAGUGCUUUGAAAUGUUUCAGAACUUUGUGUGCCAGUAACUGUAAAUGGUACUCUGUUGGUUUAUGGUGUUUAACGUCCCAAAGUGACUCGGGCUGUGAGAAUAAGAGACGCCAUAGUGGAUGGCUCGGGAUAAUUGCGACCAGCUCAGGAUCUUUAACAUUGUCUGCUAUGAUCGGACCUAUUAUGUUUGGAGCUGAAGACAAACCGGCAACACCGUGCAUGGUUCCUUCUGAAUAAUCCGCGGGAAAGUUGAUAAACUUGGUGACUAAGCCAAGUGGCCAGAUGGCUGGUGCGAAGAGAGCCAGAGAAGGUGACUAACAAGAAUGACAUGCUCAGCACCUUUUCGUGUCCAGGUGCAGGGAUUUCUCACCUUGCGUACUGACGGCUUCGGCAUUGUUGCAUUGUCGCCGCCACUGAUAACGAUCAGCUCUGUCAAGUAAUCCCCAUGGGGUGUCCUAUUGAGACUGAUACUGCAUUUGACAAAUGAGGUGAACAAUGUUUCCCCUAUUAAGUGGUCUAGGGAAAGCAAGAUACUUUUAAGCCGCGUUUUGACACGCUGUAGUGAUUCCCGCAGCCAGCAUGAUGUGAAUCAACAUCUUUUCGAUUUAACAAGGUAUUCCUCACUGAUGCUUGAGGGCUCCCGGCCGAAAGGCGACAAUGACUCUUGGCAGUACUGACAUCGCAGCGUGCACGAGCUUCUGUAAAUAAAUAGUAGUCUAGUCACCGAUUCACAGCAUUUGUUUGCAUUUUUGUGUGUCCUGGUAGAACACAUACCCCUGAUCCUGAUCUCUUACUUUAUACUUUUGCUAAGUCCACUAGGGAAUAGUACAUUUUGUCAGUAUGCCUUUGUAGCUUUCUUGUGUAACCAUGCACGGCUAGUGCCAG
Messenger RNA from Dermacentor silvarum, 2407 nucleotides. RefSeq lists its product as uncharacterized. The record is from RefSeq and is a predicted model, not a curated record. The coding region runs from base 164 to 1462 and encodes 432 amino acids. The transcript is spliced from 5 exons. Lineage: Eukaryota; Metazoa; Arthropoda; Arachnida; Ixodida; Ixodidae.